AUGCAGCCUACCCCGUUACCGAAUGCCAAGCCGCCCGGCGAAGCGUUCGCCGAACUCUACCGGACCGUCUGCCGCCUGCGCGCGCCCGACGGCUGCCCGUGGGAUCGCGAGCAAACGCCGCAAUCGAUGCGGACGAUGCUGCUGGAGGAGGCGUUCGAGGCGAUCACCGCGAUCGAUACCGGCGACGACGCCAACCUCCGGGAGGAACUGGGCGACGUGGUGCUGAUCGCCACCAUGAUCGCUCGCAUGAAGGAGCAGGAAGCCGCGUUCUCCGCCGCCGAUGUGCUGACCGAGGUGGUCGACAAGCUGCGCCGCCGCGGCAUCCGCACCCCGCUGCGCCGUGCGGCCGAUUUGCAGACCGCCGCCGCGGCCGUCGGUUUCGACUGGGACAACGCCCGCCCGGUGUUCGCAAAGGUGGCCGAGGAACUGGCCGAAGUCGAUCAGGCAACGGGACUGGCUCUGCAGCGCUCCGAAGAGGAACUGGGCGAUCUGCUGUUCGCGGUUGUCAACCUGGCCCGUCACCUGCGGGUGGACCCGCUGCUGGCGCUCAACGGCGCCAACGAACGAUUUCGACGCCGGUUUCAGGAAGUGGAGCGCCGCGUGCGCGAGGCCGGCGCAACCCUGGGCGAAGUGCCGUUGGCGGAGCUUGACCGCCAUUGGGAGGCCGUCAAGCGCGACGAGAAGCGCACGCCGCCGGCCGACCCCGGCUGCAGCAGGGCCAGCAGCAUGCCGACCGCCAGCAGCCCCGUCCACACGCGGACCCGCCGUAGGAAACGAAGAUCAACGGGAUUCCCGUGA
Messenger RNA from Geodia barretti, 798 nucleotides. The record is from the annotation of a GenBank genome assembly. Lineage: Eukaryota; Metazoa; Porifera; Demospongiae; Tetractinellida; Geodiidae.